AUGCAAAUCUUCAUCUCCGCGACGACUUUGCUAGUCCUGGCCACCAACUAUGACUAUAUUAUCGUUGGAGGAGGUACCGGCGGAUUGGCAGUGGCCCAUCGUCUUGCUGAGGAUGGUCGCAAUUCUGUCGCCGUGAUCGAGGCGGGCGGCUUCUACCAGGAGUCUGGGAAUUUCUCGGUCAUUCCGGCAUACGGUGAAGCUGCUUUCACUUCGAUCAGCCCGGACGCCAUCAACGAGAGUCCGGAAAGGGACCUGACCUGGCCUUUCGUUACCGUGCCACAAGCCUCUGCGGGCGGUGCUCAAUUUCGCUAUGCGAGAGGCAAGACGCUGGGCGGAACAUCCGCUCUCAAUUCGCAGAACUACCAGAGACCUCCGGUCGGCUAUCACAAAGUCUGGGCGGAACAGGUGGGAGACCCGAGCUACGAGUGGUCCAACAUGUUCCGGUACUACCAGAAGUCUACAAAUUUGACCCAGCUCACCCACCUGAGAGCGAAGAAUGCAUCGUUUCCGCCAAACAACCUGGCCGGAGAGACGUCCGGUCCUCUCCAAAUCUCCUACGGCACCUGGGCGACUCCCAUUGCAUCUUGGAUCCAGCGAGCUUUCCGCGAACUCGGCGUUGCUGACGCUCCCAGUCAGAUCAAUGGAGCCAUUCUCGGAGCACAGUACAAUCCUGUUACCCAGAACUACGAUACUCAGACCCGAGAAUCCUCCCAGACCUCCUACCUGGACGCCUCGUUCAAGCAUGGUCGCACCAAUCUCAAGGUCUACAAACACUCACUGGCACAGAAAGUUAUCUUCAACAGCAAGAAGGAAGCCGUCGGAGUCGCCGUGCAAGGUCUCGAGUCAGGACAUCCUUUCGUCUUGUCUGCCGACAAGGAAGUCAUCGUCUCGGCUGGCGCUUUCCAGUCGCCUCAACUUCUCAUGGUCUCCGGUGUCGGUCCCAAAGCUACGCUACAAAAACACAACAUUCCAGUGGUCGCCGACCGUCCUGGCGUAGGUCGGAACCUUCAGGAUCAUACAAUCUUCAACGUCGCCCAAGAAGUCAAUGUCCAGACGUACACUGGUCUGGCGGGAGACCACUUCCUCGCCUGGGAGAACCUACCCGCCAAGUACCGCACGGCCUUCACCGCCCAGACUAAAGCCGAUCUUGCGCAAUAUCCAGCAGACUGGCCAGAGGUCGAAUACAUCGUCGCUUCUGCUCCCUUUGGCGCCGCCGAAUUCUCCACUCCCAAAGACCCGAAGAAUAUCUUCUACUUCACUCCCUGCCUCAACCGCCCACAAUCCCGCGGCAACAUUGCCAUUUCCUCCUCCAACAUGCGCGAUCAACCACUCAUCAACCCAAACUUACUCUCCACCAAGACCGAUGAGCAAGUCCUCGUCGCUACAUUCCGCCGCACGAGAGACUUCUUCAACGCUAAGUCUUUCAAGCCGGUGCUCAUCGGUGAAGAGCUGCUGCCUGGAAAAGAGAAUGUACCGCUCGAUGCGACGGAUGAGGAGAUUUUGACGUACCUGAAGGCUUCCAACUCGGGUUGGUCUUGGCAUGCGUCUUGUACUUGUAAGAUGGGUAGGAGGGAUGAUCCGAUGGCUGUGGUGGAUAGUGAGGCGAGAGUCUAUGGUGUGAGUAGGUUGAGGGUGGUGGAUGCUUCAAGUUUCGCGGUCCUAUCUCCUGGCCAUCCGCAGAGUGUCGUCUAUGCAUUGGCGGAGAAAAUCUCGGAGGACAUUUUGAAGGGAAGAUGA
Molecule: messenger RNA, 1737 nt
Organism: Zymoseptoria tritici IPO323
Lineage: Eukaryota; Fungi; Ascomycota; Dothideomycetes; Mycosphaerellales; Mycosphaerellaceae
Exons: 5
Coding region: 1-1737 (578 amino acids)
Biological process (GO): secondary metabolite biosynthetic process
Molecular function (GO): flavin adenine dinucleotide binding; oxidoreductase activity, acting on CH-OH group of donors
Source: RefSeq, a predicted model, not a curated record